GGUAGUCGGAGGCGGAGCUAUCGACUUGACUGUAGCAGCCGGGGGAGCAGGUUAACGCAACACCGCAGCCACAGUAUGACGUGAAAAAAUAGCGUCUUUUGGUCAUGUUCUCCGGACUGGAAUCAAGACAUAAACAGUUACAGAGCAGCCCGGCCUAGCGGUGUACAGGUGGUUAGCAGUCAGCCAUGGAUACCACCACCUCCCUGAAGAUGACCUCUCUGGCCAUCCAGAGUCUGUUCACCUACGUGGAGGAGGAAAACCUGGCUGCCAUCAAAACACAUUUGGACAAGUUCAAAGAUGUGGACAGCAGGAGUGAUAAUGGGCAGACUCCCUUGAUGGUGGCUGCAGAGCAGGGCAGUCUGGAGAUAGUACAGGAGCUCAUUAGGAGAGGAGCCAACGUUAACUUGGACGAUGUUGACUGCUGGACGGCGCUGAUCUCGGCAGCUAAGGAGGGCCACAUCGAUGUGGUGAGGGAGCUGCUUGAGAACAAGGCAAACCUGGAACAUCGAGACAUGGGAGGAUGGACUGCUGUCAUGUGGGCAGCCUAUAAAGGUCGAACAGAUGUGGCCCAGCUGCUUUUGGAAAAAGGAGCUAACCCGAACAUCACUGGUCAGUACAGCGUCUACCCCAUUAUCUGGGCAGCAGGUCGAGGCCACGCUGAGAUUGUCCAUCUCCUGCUGCAGCACGGAGCCAAGGUCAACUGCUCAGACAAGUAUGGCACCACUCCUUUGAUCUGGGCAGCCAGGAAGGGCCACUAUGAGAGCGUGAUGCACCUUCUAGCAAAUGGAGCAGAUGUGGACCAAGAAGGAGCGAACUCAAUGACGGCUCUGAUUGUGGCAGUGAAAGGUGGCUAUACAGAGGUUGUGAAGGAGCUGCUGAAGAGAAACCCAAAUGUCAACAUGACUGACAAAGAUGGAAACACAGCCCUGGCCAUCGCUGCCAAGGAGGGACACACUGAGAUCGUGCAGGACCUGCUGGACGCCGGAACCUAUGUCAACAUCCCAGACAGGAGUGGGGAAACGAUGCUGAUUGGAGCAGUGAGAGGAGGUCAUGUGGAGAUAGUCCGAGCUCUGCUGAACAAAUACGCUGAUAUUGACGUCAGGGGCCAGGAUGGAAAGACUGCCCUCUACUGGGCAGUGGAGAAAGGUAACGCUACCAUGGUGAGAGACAUCCUGCAGUGUAACCCUGAUACUGAGAGCUGCACUAAGGAGGGAGAGACUCCUCUUAUCAAAGCCACUAAAAUGAGGAACAUCGAGAUAGUUGAACUGCUGCUGGAUAAAGGAGCCAAGGUGUCUGCGCUGGACAAGAAAGGAGAUACGCCCCUCCACAUAGCCAUCCGAGGGCGAAGCAGAAAGUUGGCCGAGCUCCUGCUGAGGAACCCUAAAGAUGGCCGCCUUCUUUACCGUCCAAACAAGGCUGGAGAGACACCGUACAACAUCGACUGUACCCACCAAAAAAGCAUCCUUACGCAGAUAUUUGGAGCGAAGCACCUCUCCCCCUCAGAGUCGGAUGGAGACAUGUUGGGUUAUGACCUGUAUAGCAGUGCUUUAGCAGACAUUCUUAGCGAGCCCACCAUGCAACCCCCCAUCUGUGUUGGACUGUACGCUCAGUGGGGCAGCGGCAAGUCUUUCCUUCUCAAGAAACUGGAGGAUGAGAUGAAGACCUUUGCAGGCCAGCAGAUAGAGCCGUUGUUCCAGUUCUCUUGGCUUGUGGUCUUCCUCACCCUGCUACUGUGCGGCUCAGUGGCCGUGGUCCUGGGCUUUACUGUUAAUCCAAAGCUGGCCAUUGCUGUCUCCCUCAGCCUCCUCGCCUUGCUCUACAUCUUUUUCGUGUUGGUGUACUUCGGAAGUCGGCGUGAGAGGGAGAGCUGGAAUUGGGCGUGGGUCAUCAGCACCCGCCUGGCUCGACAGGUCGGUUACCUGGAGCUGCUUCUCAAACUGAUGUUCGUCAACCCGCCUGAACUUCCUGAGCAGACCACCCGCGCACUGCCUGUCAGGUUCUUGUUCACAGAUUAUAAUCGACUGUCCAGUGUCGGAGGGGAGACCUCCAUGGCUGAGAUGAUCGCCACGCUCUCAGAUGCCUGUGAGAGGGAGUUUGGCUUCAUGGCCACCAGGCUCUUCAGGGUUUUCAAGAACGAUGAGGUCCAAGGUAAGAAGUGGAAGAAAACGUGUUGUGUUCCCUCCUUCGUGCUCUUUGCUCUGACACUGGGAUGCCUGAUCACUGGUGUGGCCCUGUUGGCCAUCUUUAAGGUGGACCCUGAAAAUUUCACAGUAAACGCAGUGCUGAUAGCCAUGGCCAGUGUGGUGUGCCUGGCCCUACUGUUCAACUGCAGGACCUGGUGGCAGGUGGCCGACUCUGUCCUUAACUCCCAGAGGAAACGACUGCACAGUGCUGCCAACAACUUGCAUAAACUCAAGAGUGAAGGAUUUAUGAAGGUUCUGAAGCAUGAAGUGGAGCUAAUGUCAAAAAUGGCCAAAACCAUUGAUGGCUUCACUCAGAACCAGACCCGCAUGGCUGUCAUCAUCGACGGACUGGACGCCUGUGAGCAGGACAAAGUGCUGCAGAUGCUGGACACGGUUAGGGUACUCUUCUCCAAAGGCCCGUUUAUCUCGAUCUUUGCCAGCGACCCGCAUAUUAUCAUCAAAGCUAUCAACCAAAACCUCAACAGUGUGCUGAGAGACUCCAACAUCAAUGGACAUGACUACAUGAGGAACAUCGUCCACCUACCAGUAUUCCUGAACAGCCGAGGCCUCAGUACGGCCAAGAAGCUCUGCAUGGUAACCCCCACCAAUGGAGAGGCAAUGCCUGCCGAGGGAUGGCAUGAAGACUUGGACAGGAAGAUGUCCUCGACUAGCCUGGGCCAAGACCAGGCCAAGUUUGGCAGCAAGAACGCCCUAAACCGCAGGGACACAUACCGUCGUCGGCAGAUGCAGAGGACCAUCACCAGACAGAUGUCCUUCGACCUGACCAAGCUGCUGGUGACCGAGGACUGGUUCAGCGACAUCAGCCCACAGACCAUGAGGAGGCUGCUCAACAUAGUGUCUAUAACCGGUCGUCUGUUGCGGGCCAAUCAGAUCGUCUUCAACUGGGACCGGCUGGCGUCAUGGAUCAACCUGACAGAAGAGUGGCCUUACAGGACUUCGUGGAUCAUCCUGUUUUUGGAAGAGACCGAAGGAGUGUCAGACCAGGUCGCUCUCAAGACCAUCUAUGAGAGAAUCUCCAAGAGCAUCCCCACCACUAAGGACGUGGAGCCGCUGCUGGAGAUCGAUGGAGACAUCCGCAGCUUUGAGGUCUUCCUCUCCUCCAGGACACCCGUCCUCACUGCCAGAGAUGUGGAGAUGUUCCUGCCCUGCACCGUCAACCUGGACCCCAAACUCAGGGAGAUCAUUGCAGAUGUGCGUGCGGCCAGGGAGCAGAUGCACAUGGGAGGGGUGACCUAUCCCACGCUGCCCCUGCAAGAGGCAGCUCCACGUCCCCAGUCGGGUUACGGCCAGCACUCUGCCGCCUGCUCCCCGACGGUCGCCUUUGCCAGGCCCCUGCCUCCUCAGCCUCACAGCGCCUACUUCAGCGGGAUGACUGGUCCUCAGCACCCCUUCUACAACCGGCCUUAUUUCCCCCAUCAUGUGUAUCACCUGCCACGGCAUUACCCCCACCAUGCCCCCUCAUCCUCGCGCCCCUUCAUUAAACCACCUGGUCAACCUAAGGACAACACCAAUGGACUUAAUUUAAAGUCGCUGCCUUACAAAUUAAAACAGGUCCCUCCUGCGGUCCUGCUCAGCUCCAUGAACACAGAUGCGGUGUGUGAGCGCGUCAAACAGAUAGAUGGAAUCGACUACAGCAUGCUGCCACAGUACACCUCCACCAUCAAGAAGGCAAACAUAAAUGGUCGAGUGCUGUCGCAGUGCAACCUGGAGGAGCUGAAGAAAGAGAUGGAGAUGAACUUUGGCGACUGGCAGCUCUUCAGAGGAAUGGUGAUGGAACAGCGUCAUGCCGAAAGCCAGGCUCUGAUUCAGGAUGAAUCCCGAGCUGCCAGCGAGCAGGGCAGCAGCGUGCACCACGGGGAGCCCAGCAGACUCUCAGGGGGAGCCCAGCAUGAAGCGGCGGCCUUUAGCCUCAACCUCAGCUUCGAGGAGCUGAGCGGAGCGGGGCUGGAGGAGCCUCAGAGACACAGCAACAACUCACAGUGGCCGGUGGCAAAUCACCGCACCGCAAGCAUGUCCAGCCUCAACUCUCAGGAUUCUACCAAUGACAUCGGCAAGCUGACAGACAAGCAGCAGGCUGAGUACCGUGAUGCCUACAGGGAGUACAUCGCUCAGAUGGCCCAGCUGGAGAUGUCCGGCGGUGGGGGAGAGAGGCCCGUGCAGCCCCACCCUGGACAAUUCCUCCAGGCUGCCAGCUCAGAGGACAAAGGGGCCAAGGAAGGAGCUGACCAAGACAGCCGCAAGUCCUUCACCAAGAGAGGCUCCAAGGCUGCUGAUGCACCAGACUUCCCCUCAGGGACCGAUGCCCAGCUCCUAGACCCCAUCAGCGAGGAGGAUGAGAAGCUGGACCACAGCUCAUCCUCCAGGACUCCAGGCACCAGGAAGAAGGGAGCCGGGGCAUUAUACCACAAGCUGCCCAACGAUGACGACUCCAGCCCAGAAGAAGCCGAGACCACCACACCUCUUCUCCACCGAGAGGCUGCCGCUCUGUCCUCCUACAGAGGCUCCCAGCCUACUGGCCCGCUGAUCAAGCCUGGCUUCCUCGCCGAAAUCGCCCUGGAUAAGAAGGACUCGUCCGACUCAGGGAUGCGCUCCAGCGACAGCUCCUCGGACCGCUCCCUGGAGGAGGCCGAAGGGGACGCUGACGGAGAGAGGGGAGCGGUGAAGUCCAGCCUGAUCGAGCUCGAGCUGGAGGGCCUGGUGAAGAAGAGAGGCCUCCUGCCCAGCAGCCUGAGCGGCCUGCAGGACGCCACCAUGGCCCGCAUGUCCAUCUGCUCCGAGGCUCCGUCCGAGGCCAGCCUCAUGGCCAGCAGUCCGGACGAGGGGUGGCCGUCCGGCAACCUCAACCGCACAGAUAGCAACUCCACACUCAACAACAACACGAACGACACCACCUCCAACAACACCAACACCAACAACAGCCGCCAGCAGCUGGCUAACAUCACAGGCACAGAGUCCACCACCUCCUCCUCCAGCGUCGACGGCUCGCCAGCUGUCAUCAUCGUGCCCGGCAGCAGCGGCAGCACCGCCAACACCACGGCUGCCACCAUCCACAACCAGAACCUGCGCACCAUCAGCCUGGGAGAUGAGAGGGAGAGCGUCCUCUGAGAAGCUGCCCGUUACUCAGAGAAGGGUCACGUAGACUGUCGUUCUUGAUGUUGACCAUGUUUUGACUUGAGUAGAGUAGAUUGUGAGUAGACUGUGUUCAGCUGUUAGAAAGUGUUGCUGUGAAUCACAAGUACUGAGUUUGAAAGCUUUAAUUAGCUGGUUCGUUAGAAUAAAAAUCACCAACUCAACACAACAUUCCUGAUUCGAUUAGGAAUGAAGUCGCUGUUACAAAGCCUCUUACAGCCUCUUUGGUGCUGUGGUGAAAAUGGCGUGUUUAGUGAUGAAAUGUUACAUGUCGACGAAAAUGAAAAGAUUAAAUGUACCCUUGAUUAAAAAAAAAAGAAAACGCUCAGAGUUACUGAGGUUUUUUGUCUGUGAAGUGUUUGGUGCUGUGCUGUUUGAUGGUUAGAACGUUUAAGAACAUAGACGGAGAUGUAGACGAUGUGUUUUUGACUGUUUCUGUGUUUCAUGCACUAGUCUCCAACGUGAUCAUUGCGGUUUGUUUGUUUUUUUUUUGUUUUCCACAGGUCUUUUGUGGAAAUGGUGUUUUGUGAACCAAUAAACAUUUUUCUGCUCUGCGGACCCUCGAAA
This is a messenger RNA of Acanthopagrus latus (yellowfin seabream), 5900 nucleotides long. It is a transcript of the gene kidins220a, whose product is annotated as kinase D-interacting substrate 220a. NCBI's taxonomy places the organism in Eukaryota, Metazoa, Chordata, Actinopteri, Spariformes, Sparidae. Gene Ontology annotation, molecular function: protein binding. The record is from RefSeq and is a predicted model, not a curated record. Bases 186 to 5309 code for a protein of 1707 amino acids. The transcript has 32 exons.